AUGAAUGCAAUUAAUAUGAAUUGGUUAUCUUCGGCAGAAGGAGAAUCUUGGGUUCAUCAUUUCUAUGUAAACUCUUCUAAAAAGAGAAGAUUUUAUGGCAUUCUGGAGAGGCCAUCGUUGCCUUCCUCUAUCGAAGAGGUCACUUACAAAAUUUUUAUGGUAGGUAGAUCUGGUGUGGGAAAGACUUCAGUGAUAGCAAGACUUGCAGGAAUUCUCGAUUCCAAUAAUUAUACAGAAACCAAUGGGAUAAGAAAAACAAACGUUUACUGGCCUGUAAAAAUCUGGGAUAAAGUCAUUCUUUUUAAACUGCAAUUUUGGGACACUUCUGAAAACAGUAUAAAAAAAUACAGUCACAUAUUACCAAUAUGCAAAAAUAAAGUUGAUGCGAUAUGUUGUGCGUUUUCCUUUGACGACACAUCGAGCUUUAAUGACAUCCCAUAUUUGAUGAAUACAAUGGCCAGUGUAAAAGGAAAACCAGCAAACAUAGUGAUUGGCACAAAAUUUAAACCUUGGUCGAAUUCAAUGAUAAAUGAAACACAGAUUAAAGAAUUCGAGGACAAAUGGAAAGUUAAGGUGAUUAAGAUUGAUACUAGCAAAUUGUCAGUUGGAUCCGAGACAUUUGAUUGCUCGUAUCAAUUAAAUGCUAUCUGUAACAUUUUGUGGAAUAGAGAUAAAGAGUUUAUAUCGAAAUUGAUGGGACAAGUUUAA
Molecule: messenger RNA, 708 nt
Organism: Monomorium pharaonis (pharaoh ant)
Lineage: Eukaryota; Metazoa; Arthropoda; Insecta; Hymenoptera; Formicidae
Product: ciliogenesis and planar polarity effector 2
Exons: 4
Coding region: 1-708 (235 amino acids)
Molecular function (GO): GTP binding; GTPase activity
Source: RefSeq, a predicted model, not a curated record